Microplitis mediator is the source of this 420-nucleotide messenger RNA. Its product is annotated as protein rtoA-like. Lineage: Eukaryota; Metazoa; Arthropoda; Insecta; Hymenoptera; Braconidae. The transcript has 2 exons. The record is from RefSeq and is a predicted model, not a curated record. Bases 1 to 420 code for a protein of 139 amino acids.
AUGAAGCUAAAUCUUUUAUUUCUGCUAGUAGCAGCUCUGGUGAUAAGUUCUCAAUGUAAACCAUUGGAAACUGAACCCUAUACUCCACAAAAUCCGUCACAAGAUGGUCCUGCUCCAAAUAAUGGGCAUCAUAAAGUCGAUCUUCGUUUUGGAUCUCGCUCAGCACCCCCAUUUACACAGGACAAUCCAAAUUAUGGCUUUCAAGGAUCUUUUUCUGGCUUCAGAUCGGAUUGGGAAUCAUCCGGAGCCGGAAAUUCUAACUGGGGAUCUCCUGGAUCCGGAAAUUCUGGCUGGGGAUCGACUGGAUCCGGAUAUUCUGGCUGGGGAUCGACUGGAUCCGGAAAUUCUGGCUGGGGAUCGACUGGAUCCGGAUAUUCUGGCUGGGGAUCGACUGGAUCCAGAUAUCCUAGCUGGGAAUGA